AGGCGGGCCGAGGGCGUUAGAGCUGCGGACCGCGGCGAACCUGGGCUGGGGGAAGUGGCGGUCGCUGCGGCGGCGGCGCCAAGACGGCGGGCAUGGUGGGGCGGGAGAAGGAGCUCUCUAUCCACUUUGUUCCCGGGAACUGCCGUUUGGUGGAGGAGGAAGUUAACAUCCCCAACAGGCGGGUUCUGAUUACUGGUGCCACUGGGCUUCUUGGCAGAGCUGUUUACAAAGAAUUUCAGCAGAAUAAUUGGCAUGCCGUUGGCUGUGGUUUUAGAAGAGCAAGACCAAAAUUUGAGCAGGUUAAUCUCUUGGAUUCUAGUGCAGUUCAUCACAUCAUUUAUGAUUUUCAGCCCCAUGUCAUAGUACAUUGUGCAGCAGAGAGAAGGCCAGAUGUUGUCGAAAAUCAGCCGGAUGCUGCUUCUCAACUUAAUGUGGCUGCUUCUGGGAACUUAGCAAAGGAAGCAGCUGCAGUUGGAGCAUUUCUAAUCUACAUUAGCUCCGAUUAUGUUUUUGAUGGAAUAAACCCACCUUAUAGAGAGGAAGACAUACCAAGUCCCCUAAAUCUAUAUGGCAAAACAAAAUUAGAAGGAGAAAGGGCUGUCCUGGAGAACAAUUUAGGAGCUGCUGUUUUGAGAAUUCCUGUUCUGUAUGGAGAAGUUGAAAAGCUUGAGGAAAGCGCCGUGACUGUUAUGUUUGAUAAAGUGCAGUUCAGCAACAAGUCUGCGAACAUGGACCACUGGCAGCAGCGGUUCCCCACACACGUCAAAGAUGUGGCCACUGUGUGUCGUCAGUUAGCAGAGAAGAGGAUGCUGGAUCCAUCAAUUAAGGGAACCUUUCACUGGUCUGGCAAUGAACAGAUGACUAAGUAUGAAAUGGCGUGUGCAAUUGCAGACACCUUCAACCUCCCCAGCAGCCACUUAAGACCGAUAACUGACAGUCCUGUCUUAGGAGCACAACGUCCGAGAAACGCUCAGCUUGACUGCUCCAAAUUGGAGACCUUAGGCAUUGGCCAGCGAACACCGUUUCGAAUUGGAAUCAAAGAAUCACUCUGGCCUUUCCUCAUUGACAAGAGAUGGAGACAGACGGUCUUUCAUUAGUGUAUGUGUGUUGUUGUUGUUUUUUUUAAAUGAGAAGUCAAGUAUGUGGCACUUUUUAAAGAAAAAAGGAAAUAGUUUUGUACGAGUGCUCUUUGUGACUCAUGGUCUUUCAGGUAAAUGAUGCUCUUGCACUAGUGAAACUGUCUAAGGAAACCAAGGGCAGUAAUGCCUUGUUUGAAGUAAUGAGUUUUCUGUUUAUCAUUUUGUUCUGGCUUAACUUGCUAUUUGAAUAUAGUAAAUUAUGAUUCUCAAACAUUUGAGAGCCAGGAUGAAACACAUCUGCUGUAGACAUUUUUUUGGAUGAAAUGCAUUGUUCAUUCCUAUAAAUAACCUCUACAUUUUCAGGACUUUUGCAUCUGUUGAUCCUUUUAUGUUUUAAAGUGUGUUAAAUAGUAUAAAAAUCAUUGGUGUCCAUUAUUUGCUUUGCUCGAGCUCAGAUCAAAAUGUUUGAAGAAAGAAACUUUAUUUUUGCAACUUAAGUGUAGUUUUUAUGCUUGAGAUGUUUCAACUUGUUAUGUAUAUUGGAACUCCUGCAGCUUGAUGCCUCCUGCUUUUGUAGCAGUGAAUGGUGAGCCUUUGAGAGAGAGAAUGUGUGUAUGUGUAUGUAUUUUUUUAAUAUAUAUGAAACUGUCCUUUUCACUCCAUGUCACUAAGUGAUAUUUCAUAUGUGUGGUUAUACCAAUAGUAAUGGGCCUUGUAAGUCUUUUGACCAUUCAUGAAUAAUAAUAAAUAUGUACUGCUGGCAUGGUAA
This is a messenger RNA of Balaenoptera acutorostrata (minke whale), 1848 nucleotides long. RefSeq names its product methionine adenosyltransferase 2 non-catalytic beta subunit (gene MAT2B). The transcript is spliced from 7 exons. The record is from RefSeq and is a predicted model, not a curated record. Gene Ontology annotation, cellular component: methionine adenosyltransferase complex. NCBI's taxonomy places the organism in Eukaryota, Metazoa, Chordata, Mammalia, Artiodactyla, Balaenopteridae. Gene Ontology annotation, biological process: S-adenosylmethionine biosynthetic process. Bases 93 to 1097 code for a protein of 334 amino acids. Gene Ontology annotation, molecular function: methionine adenosyltransferase regulator activity.